UUUCUCAUCCACAAGGUUUCUGGUGCGUACCUACACACAUCUAUCUAUGCAACAGCAGAUAAACAUGAAUCAGUUUGUCGGCUUGUGUUUGCUUGGUUUUCUCGCUACGAGCUUAGCGUGUCAAGAUGGAUGGCAAUCUUAUAACGGACAUUGUUACAAGUUAUUCCCAAGUAAUACUCGAAAUUCCGCCGCAACUGGCUGUCACAACGAGGGAGCUUAUCUAGCUUGUGUUGAAGACCAAGCAGAAAAUCAGUUCAUAAGUGGCGUUGCAAAUAAUAACAGAGCGUUCCUGGGACACACAGACCAGGGAACUGAAGGUGUAUGGAGAUGUGCGGAGGUGCCCACAAUGGGAUCAGUAUGGUGGCGCGGAGAGCCUAACAAUUGCUGUGGCGGAGAGGAUUGUGCGGAGAUAAACUUCGGAGGGAGAAGUUACUGGAAUGACGUUCGAUGUACUGCCCGAUUUCCAUCUGUAUGUGAGAAGGAAGGACCUUGUGAAGAUGGUUGGAAUGAACACGAAGGUCGCUGUUAUCGUAAAUUCCAAUCUGCUUUGAAUUUUGAUGAGGCUGAGAACAACUGUGUUAAUCAUGGGGGUCACCUUGCCUGUAUCGACAGCGAUAAUGAAAAUAGUUACGUUGCCGAUUUAGCCGGAGGUAGGGCUUGGAUUGGUCAUAAUGACAGGAAUCAUGAGCGUGUUUGGAUGUGCACUGGCGAAGACGGAAACUCACCUUCUCCCUGGCGUGCAGCGUCCAACGAACCUAACAACUGUUGUGGCGGUGAACAUUGUGCCGAAACUAACUUCGGUGGAACAGCAUUAUGGAAUGAUUUAAGUUGCGGUGGUAGUCUGCCAUAUGUAUGUGAAAAACAGGAUGAGCAGGAACAAACAUCACUGAUGAAUUGUGACGAGGGCUGGACUCUGCAUAAUGGUAACUGUUACAAGCAAUUCCCGGGGCGUACAUUCGAGAAUGCCUUCAAUUUGUGCAGAGAGGAAGACGCAAGUAUAGUCUGCAUUGAUAAUCCAGAAGAAAAUACUUUCAUUGCUGACUUAACCAACGGUGAAAGAGCAUUUAUUGGCACUGUAGAUACUGGCUCUGAGGGGAUUUGGCACUGUGCAAGACAAAAUUCCGGUAGGUUUGAGGGAGAAAUAUGGUGGAGAGGUGAACCAAACAACUGUUGCGGCGGUGAGAACUGUGCAGAAAUCAACUUUGGGAGUCGUGGAAGGUGGAAUGAUUGCGGCUGUCACGCACGUUUAGGAUACGUGUGUGAAAAAAGUGGUCCUAAUUGCGACAGUGGCUGGGACGAAUACAAUGGUAACUGCUACCAGCAUAGCAGUUCGGGAACGAAUUGGCAGGAUGCUAUGGCAACAUGCCAGCGUUUGAAUGCAUAUUUGGUUUGUAUUGGAGACAAUGCAGAGAACACCUUUGUUGCAAAUCUCGCCAACGGAGGACGGGCCUGGAUUGGUUCAACAGAUGCGGGUCAUGAAGGGGCGUGGAUGUGUACGGGAGAGAAUGGAAAUGAAUCUCCCUGGUGGAAUGGUGAGCCUAACGACUGGGGUUCUGGUGAAGAUUGUGCUGAAACCAAUUUCCAUCAAAGAGGCAGAUGGAAUGAUAUUAGAUGUUCUGCCUCAUUCCCAUUCGUUUGCGAGAAAUCUGCUUAUACUCCAGUCCUACCUUGUGAUUUCCUCACAAACUUUUUCACACACUGUGUAACAGACUCGCGAGACGAAUGCGCGGCCCUUGUUACAGCAAUGGCCAGCCUUGAAGACGGUUGCGAUGCAAAUCGCGAAUUCUUGGGUGGUAUGACAGGACAUUGCGCCGUUCAAAAUAAUUAACACCAACCCACAAUUUAUUUCAUAUUAUUGAAUAUUUCAUUAUUAAAGAUACAUUUUGGUUUUCUUCUUAUUGGGUGCUGGGUGCAGAUAAUGUGUUAACGAAAUAUAAUAGGCCUUCAGUUCAAUUAAUAUGAAGGACAUAAGCUAGCCACCAGUCCGAAAAAAUGAAACAUCAUAAUUAUCAACACCUUCCUGAAUUAAUAAUGUCUUUAAAACGGUCUGUUCGUAAGAAAACACUAAUAUAAGGCCAAACCAUGAGUUUUUUCCUGCAGAAUAUGUAAGCUACGAAUAAAUUGCUUCAGUUAAAAUACAAUCGCACUUUCUACUAGCUUAUUCUCUUUUAUGCUUUUAAUCAUGAAUAAAUGGGUAAAUGGUAUCGCAAGAAUUUGCAA
Molecule: messenger RNA, 2220 nt
Organism: Anneissia japonica
Lineage: Eukaryota; Metazoa; Echinodermata; Crinoidea; Comatulida; Comatulidae
Product: macrophage mannose receptor 1-like
Exons: 5
Coding region: 47-1828 (593 amino acids)
Cellular component (GO): membrane
Molecular function (GO): G protein-coupled receptor activity
Source: RefSeq, a predicted model, not a curated record